Apus apus (common swift) is the source of this 10424-nucleotide messenger RNA. It is a transcript of the gene DCUN1D3, whose product is annotated as defective in cullin neddylation 1 domain containing 3. Bases 2359 to 3267 code for a protein of 302 amino acids. Gene Ontology annotation, molecular function: ubiquitin conjugating enzyme binding; ubiquitin-like protein binding; cullin family protein binding. The transcript has 4 exons. Gene Ontology annotation, cellular component: ubiquitin ligase complex. The record is from RefSeq and is a predicted model, not a curated record. Lineage: Eukaryota; Metazoa; Chordata; Aves; Apodiformes; Apodidae. Gene Ontology annotation, biological process: positive regulation of ubiquitin-protein transferase activity; protein neddylation.
UUUUUAGUGUAAUACAACUUCCCUUCUGCAGCUUUGAAAUAUGUAAUGCAGUCAGUCUUGUCCUUUUGUUUUAAAAUUGAAAGGGAGGGAGAAAAAAAUCUUAACACCUAUGAUUACGGGCGGCGUGUGUAGCUUAGUAACAGACUCACAAACAGAAAUGUCCUAGAACUUGGCUUUGGUCAUAUGCUGACUGCUCAAUAUUCUCAUUACAGAUGAGUCUGUACAAAAAGCCUCGAGUACUCUUGAUCAGCACAUAAAUGGGCAGUCUGGAAAUGCCAAAGGUCUGAUGUAUACCAGCUUCAAGCACAGUUACCUGUGCUUGGAGUUAGUGAUUAUGUCUUGUGAAGCACAGGAUAGAUACCUACAUGCCUUACAUCUCUUGUGAGACACUGAAUAUCAUGUGAAAACUUGUUAAGAAAACGUGUGUUUGUUGAAGCUGCCACUGGAUUUCUCAAGGAGAGCUGAGAGUCUUUGUUACACCUGAUGAGCUAAGUUCAAGAACUCAAAGGAGUUUCUGUGAAGCUGUUAACAUGAAAUACUGCAGCAUUUUCCUACAGUGUCAUCAACUGUAAUAGGGAAGUCAGGACACAAAUUAGUAGAGAGGAAGAAGAUCUCUGCAGGUGACUUUGUGUAUUUUCUGCUUUAAAAACUGUAGUCAAUGUAAAAAUCCAAAUAUAUGCUCUUAAAGGGCUUUCAGAUGUCAGUCCUUUCACUUAGAACAGUUCUUUGUACAUCACUUAAAUAAAUACGAUGCCAGUAUUUAUGUGGUCAGCUGGUAAUGAAGCUCCUACACAAAUGCAUGAAAUGAGUGAUUCUCUUGGCUGGCAGCCUGUAAACUCUGGUACACUUACUGAGAUGGCUAGCAGGCCUUCUGAAAACUCCUUAUGAACCUCUGCUGCCAGAAGUGAUCUUAUGAGGUGGUCUGGCUCUUGUCUUUAGACUUGUCCCUUUGCUGCCCCGUUUAGGUGGUUGGGUCAAGGUUCUCACAGCUGCUUUUAGAUGUGCUGGAGAUGAGACACUUAACCAGAGCUGCUGCGAGGCCUCCUCGGUGUGAUUAGUGUGGUUUUCUCCACAGUUGGGAGCAGUAAGAAAUAGAAAGUUAUUCACUUAAUACAGUUAGUGUAAGGCAUAUCUUAUUAUUACAGGAAUCACUUGAUAACUACCUGAAUUAUAUGGGUGAGCAUAAUGUAUGAACGUGCCUCGGCCGCUUCUAGGUGAUGUCUGCUAGAUGAGCUUGGUGGAAAAGAAAAUCUGUGCACACUUGGCUCAGUUUAAAAGUAAAUGUUUUUUUCCAUUGCAGAGUGGAUUGUAGACUAAAGUGGUUUUUCAGAGUUAUUCUGGUUUGGCUACGGAAUAGUUGCAGUUUUGUGUAGAUAAUUUACAGAAUUCACUGAGAGUGAGAUAAAUAUUUCUCGCACAGCAAGAUGCAUCUGUGUCGAAUACCUGAGGGUCGUGGUUUCUUUUGGUCCCAUAAUCUGCAGUUUUGCUGUAGUGACCUGGUUGUGCCUGAGCAAAGUAGCUCUUCCCAGGUGUGCUGGUUUGGUUUGGCGGGAUUUUUGGUAGCGGGGAAGGGGCCCCGGGGGUGGCUCUGGUGAGGAGCUGAGCUCUCCCUGCAGAGAGCGGCCCUUGGAGGGGCAACAGAUGCGCCUCGGCCAUUAACAUACGAAAGAACUGAGAGUAGACCUGAGCAGAGCAGCACUUAAGAGAAAAAGAGCUGAGCUGAAGAGGUGAAAGGCAGUGCUGGGGUGAAGAUCCCGGCGGUUUAUGAGGAAGAAGAAGGUGCCCAAGCAGAAGUUUCCCUGCAGCCCAUGGCGGGAUGGCAGCUGUCCUCCUCAUGGAGGAACGUGGCGGAACAUUCCCUGAAGGCGCCAGGAGGGGAGAAUUUGGCCAGUGGGCUUGGAUUUUGUGGACAGUGGACUCAUUUGCUGCCUGAGGACUCUGAUGAUGCAGCUGUGGAAGCCCCCGCGCCAGGCGCCGGGAAUGUUCCCGAACAGCUCGUGACCCUGUGAGGAGCCCGCGCUGGAGCAGCCCCUGAGGGGGCUGCUGCACCUCCUGAGGGGGCUGCUGCACCUCCUGGGAAGCACUCAUGGAGGAGACGUUCAUGGAGGACUCUCUCCCAUGGUCGGGACCCUGUGAGGACUGUGAGGAAUCCUUUUCCCUGAGAAGGAAGAAGCCGCAGCAUUCCAUGUGGAACCAAGGGAGCCUGAAGGAGGCUGUGAGAGCUAGUGGAAUGAUUCCCUGUGUAGCUGAAACUAUGUUAGCUGACUGCCGCUAAUGGCAUGGUGAGAUGUGUUGAAGAGCAGCCGUGCGGGUGUUGGACAGGAAGGGGACCACUCUGGGAGCUGGGCUUGCAACAUCAUGGGCCAGUGUGUCACAAAGUGCAAGAAUCCUUCUUCUACCCUGGGCAGCAAAAAUGGGGAAUCUGGCAGCAAAUCUCAUAGUAAGAGAAGUGCAGUCCACAAAGAUGACCAUGGUUCAGCUUGCGGGAAGUCUUCGGGGGAUAUACUGGUGAACGGGACAAAGAAAACUGAUGCUGCUGUAGAGUCUAGUCAGCCCCCAACAUUUUCUGGUGAUACAAAGAAAGACCCUGUUUCCAACACAGAAGAAUCUUCGCUCCAAAGGAUUGAGGAGUUAUUUAGGAGGUAUAAGGAUGAACGGGAAGAUGCCAUCCUGGAAGAAGGAAUGGAACGAUUUUGCAAUGACCUCUGUGUUGAUCCCACUGAAUUUAAAGUGCUAGUUUUGGCUUGGAAAUUCCAGGCUGCUACCAUGUGCAAAUUUACAAGGAAGGAGUUUUUUGAAGGCUGCAAAGCAAUAAAUGCAGACAGCAUUGACAGCAUCUGUGCAAGGUUCUCCAGCCUCCUCAACGAAGCCAAGCAGGAAGAUAAAUUCAAGGAUCUCUAUCGUUUCACCUUCCAGUUCGGCCUGGACUCUGAGGAAGGACAGAGGUCACUACAUCGGGAAAUAGCCAUUGCCCUUUGGAAAUUAGUCUUCACCCAAAACAAGCCCCCAAUUUUGGACCAGUGGUUACACUUCCUCACUGAGAACCCCUCAGGAAUCAAGGGAAUCUCCCGGGACACGUGGAACAUGUUUCUAAAUUUUACUCAGGUGAUUGGACCGGACCUUAGCAACUACAGUGAGGACGAGGCCUGGCCGAGUCUCUUCGAUACCUUUGUGGAGUGGGAAAUGGAGCGGAGGAAAAAGGAAGAGGAAACCAAAUGUGUGAUGUGUUUGGACACGGAGCGCCUGCGUGUGGAAGAACAGACUUAGCAGCAUCGAAGCAGCAGUGAGGAAAACAACCUGUUGCCCUUCAUGAAAUGUAAACUCUGGAUGUUUCUGGAAAUUACUGAGGCUCCAGAUUUUUCUACUUUACACCUUUUUCUGCCUUGUCUUUGAAAGGGCUCUAAAAUGCUGUAACAUGUUUUAGGCACUUUCUUAAUUUUGGUUAUUCCUUUUACUCUUGCCCUGAAAUAUUUGACCCUGGCUACAAGUUAAGUGUUUUGGGGUUGUUUGUUUGUUUGUUUGUUUUAAGACUUCCAAUUAGUAUAAGUAAGUCUGAUAUUUCUUGCACAAUGUAGAUCUUUUUAGUUAGGUUAAAUUAACAUUGCUAAAUUAUACAGUGCCAGAUUAAGUUUUUCAUACUACAUCUGUCAGGGCAGGUCUGUACUGUGUGUAGUGCUGUUUACAUUGUUGAAAUUUUAGGCUGUAAUAAUUUUAAGGUUUUAUACCAAGAUGAACAGCAGUGUUAACUGUUAAUAUAAAUGCAUUAAUCCCCUGGGUAAUAAGGCUCUAAAAACCAAGAUAAGCAACAGCUUUUUAUAAGAUGGCUAGUUCCAGUUUUAAGCUAACUCUUCGUGAAUGAGCCCAGAUCGUUCCCUUUUUUUUUUUUUUGGAGUUUCAAACUAAAUGUUGGGAUUGUUUUAUAAAAUUACUGUACCUGUCAGUCAACUGAGUAGAUGAUGAUUUGUAUCCAAAUCUCUUACACCUCACACAAUAGAAGAGCAGUACUACCUCAGUUUUAUUGAAAAUUGACUUCUUGAUGGACUUCCAUUUUCUCUGGAAGUUGUAUUUUUGUGGUUACAUGAGAAUAUUUUUACUUGACUAAAAGAACCAAAGGUUCUGCUUCUUAAAUUUGCUAAACAUUGACAGAAGCAACACAUAAACCCCAAGUCUUCAAGGAAAACUGUGGUAUAAUUCUGCUUUAAUUCGUUUGAUUUAUACCUAAAGUAUUAUCUUACUUGUCUGGCAAGCACAGUACUUCUCUGUAAGGAACUAUCUUUUGCAUUAAUAUUGACAAACCAGUUUUUUAAAACCUAUGUUUAAUUGCUAAAUUGCAGUUAAUACUCCACACUUGAUGGAGCAACAAUAUUGGCAUCUGAUGACAAAGUGAAUUCUUAAUGUAUUCUUGAUGACAAAAGUGUAGAUGAGUCAUUUUUAGACUGAUUUGAUAAUAUUUGGAUAGGAGUCAAUUUAUUAUUUUACAAUGCCUGUAUUGGGACUAUUUGCCUGUUGAAACUGUUGUGACUUAAAGGGAGUUUUAUUAACACUGGUUGAAACUUUUUUGGUUAUUGAUGCUACCUUUUUUAAUUUUAGUAUGUCGACUUUUUUACACCUUUUUGGUAAAAGGGAUGAUUGCCAAGGCUUUCUAUAGAGCUAAGUACUGGCUUAAUGAAUUUGUUACACUUCCAUUACACACCUUUUCUUUUCAGAGCUGCAUUUCAGGAUCAUAAAAUGGCUUCAAUUAAAAACAAAACAACAGGAAAAAAAACCCAACCCUGGACAGUCAUCCAUAGCAUCUAAUGGCUUUUGCUAUACAAGGGUUUUUAAAGCUAAAAGGAAGCAGAUUUUAAGAGGUGAGCUUGUCACUGGUCCAGGACAGCAUGCUUUGCACACCUGCUGUGCCCCAGAGGGGUUAGCAGAGAGAGGAGGAGGAUCUGCUUGAAUUUUGUCCCUGGUUUUGCUGCUGUGCAGCUUAUGCAAUAGCUUGGGUCUGAGAUCACAAAUCACUAACAAAAUGGAGGCAUUGGAAACUGUUUAAAACAAACCCACAAGGCAGAGAUAGCAUCUCUUUCAUAUAAUAAAAGGAGAGUUUGGUCCAUGCUGCUUUUGCAAGUGCUUGCUGGGAGAUGUGUUAAACUGUAGAAAACAAAUGUAAUUGUUCCAGAUGCAGGUGAGUCUGUCCCUGUGCAGAAGGAGAGCCCUGAACUUGCUGUGUAUAGGUAAAUAUACCCAAAGCUUUGUCCUCGAUACCGUGACCUUCCAAGCUACCAUGGCACAAGCACUGUUUGGCAGCAAAACCUUAUCCUGAUUUGAUGAGCAAAGCAGGUCAAAGCACUUGUGCUUGUAUAAUUGAAUUUAUGGUGAGAGUUUUGCUUGUGUUGUUAUUUUAAAAAGAGGAAAAAAAAAAAUUCCCCAACAGAGGCUGCUUUGUCAGCAAAAGUUCCAAAUGAAGACUGAUUUGAUAGUAAAUGAAGACUCUAUUUCUGUUUGAGACUCCUAAUUCAUUCAGCUAUUAAAUACUUUGCUCAUAACUUCAUUUUUUUUUUUUCCUAAAGGGAAUAAAAAAUGUCCAGAGUGUGAAAACUUAACUAAAUAUUCAAAUGGACAGCCAGUGCAUGCACAGAUCGUGGCAGUGGCUGCUACUGAUUUGUAUGCUAAAUGCAGCAGUUCUGAAGGAUGAGGGAUAGAGCUCUUCAAGGAAGGCUUUUAUCUGGUGGUCUGAAUGUGGAUUGCAGUAAGGAGACCAAUCUGCAGCCCUUCAAGGCUCAGCCAUUUUAGUGUAUCAAACAAAAUACAGCUGCUUUUUAAAGACAGUGGUGGUGAAUAGACAAGAAGGGGAAAAUCUGAUUUCCUGUUGGGGAAAGGGAAUUCUCAUACAUCCAGCUCUCAGUAGUUUAAGUCCUGUGCCCUCAGUAUGAGAGGAUGGCCUUGAUCUUGUUCUGCUGCUUUCAGCCCAGCAGGAGCAACUCCACCCUUUGGGUAGAAUACGUGCAAAAAUAGCCAAAUGAUCUAUCUAGGAAAGUACCGUUUAUUUUUAGCCUAACCAGUUUUUUAAUUACCAUUUACAGAAUGCAAGCCAGACAUGUAUCAGCUUUAAACUCCUGACCCAGGAGCUGAAGUUGCAACUCUUUGGCAGUGCUGAGAGAGGGCAUCAGACCUUCCCUUGGAUUGCCUGGUGAUUUUAUGAUCCUAAAGAAUAGACCGUGCUCUGUAUGCUGUUGUUCCUGGGGGGAGUGGGGCUUUGUACAUGGUUCUGAGAAGUUUUUAACAAUAUUGGAGACGCUGAAGAUAUACUUGUUUAAUGGUUAAACUGUGAAUAUCUGUGGAACAGGCCAAAUACAUUAACUUUUCAUUUCUAUUUAAUUUUAAUCUUCAUUGUGUAGGGCACAGGGCUGUAGUAAGCAGUGAUGCUGAUGAAAUCCUCAAAAUGGUUGCAUCUAUUUUAAGGUUGUUUUUUUCAUUAGAAAGCUCAAUGCAUCUACCGAAUUUGGUGCAACUUGGGAUAAAUAACUAUAGCUAACUAAGUACAGAUAGUUUUAGUAAUAUAAUGGAAAACUGGUCUGACAUCCACACACUGGCAUUUUAUGGCCUUCCCUUAUAUACAUAGAAAUACAACUUCUGUAAACUAUGCUCCUGAGUAAUGAAACACUGACCACCUGCCCCAUAUUAUAGUUUGCAACAACACCUUUAAAAUUUGGCUCCCAGAUCAACUGGAGGCUCAGUUGUGCUAGGUCUUACUUGUGUGGGUGUAUUUCUGAGGUUAAAUACUGUUUAUUGAUUCAAGUAAGGAUUUGAAAGAUUCUGCCCAUAGCUGGCCAUGGGACAUGACUGAGGAACUGAAAUAGAACACUGAAUUGUGAGCUUACUUGCUGCUGGUGCUGUUCUAUGUGGAGAAUUAGAGUUUUUAAAUACUGUGCAAUCAGAAUGAAAGAACCACAGGAAAAGUAAGUUAAAGUGUGGCAGGUGGUAUCAACUCAGCUGAAGUUUGUGGCAGUUCAGUCUGUCCCAGGGUGGGCACUGGCCUCCCCAGGCUGGUGUGGCAGAUCUGCUCAUGGAUCAGCCUCUGAACCACUGCAGCUUUUCAGCCAAGCACGUUUAAGAGCAUGAAAGGAGGGACCCUGCUCUGCUGGCAAGAGAGUGACACAGAGUUGGUCACACAUACAUGCAGCCCCUCUUCCCCAGAGCAGGGUGACUGCCAGGUGGGGUUCAGGGUGCUGCAGGCAGCUGCAGCUUUGCCUCUGUGACUUGGGUUUCACUCCUUGCACAUCUGUCAGCCUGAAGAAUCCAUGGAUCCCAGGACAGGUCCUAGCCUGUCCCCUCUGGUUCCCAGACAUGGCUAUGCACUGACCAGCAACCAUAGUAUUUUCAUGACAUUGUCAACAUAAGCAUCUUCCUUGCCCUUCUAAGAUUUGUUUCCAAAAAAACCCCCAGCAAAGUUACAGAAACACCAUGUAGUUCACAGCCACCUCAGUCAUGAUGUAAUCUGUUGGCUGAGGUUACAUCAUUCCCAUUCAUUGGAAAAUAAUAGUUUUUGUGAGCUUCUGGGACCUGCAGCCUUGUGUUUGGCAGUGUGAUCUUUUUUUAGAAGAUCCUUGGGCACCCAGUUCUUCCCCUGGGCUCACUUUGCUUGAAAUGUGUGCAUUUGAACUUAGCCUUUCAUACUAAAAAGGAAGAUGCUUAAUCUGAAACUCGAAAUUCUUCAGGGUACUGUUUCAAUAUACAGCUAAAUAUAACUAUUUUUUUCAAUUAAGUAUUGAAAACUGCUUAAAUUCAAUUGUGUGCAAACAAAACCAGCAGUGUUAAAAUCUUCUCUGGACUAUUGAAGAUGGAAUCUUUUUUUUUUGUCAACUGAAGUGAAAUACGUGGAACUGUAGGACUGAAGGCUGUAACUCCUUCACCAGGAAGUACACAGGUACCUCUACCUCUUGUUCUUAGACUUGAAUAGUUUAAGGUUACCAUCCUUCCAGGAUUUUAUGCCUGGAUGAGUAAUCUGUUUUUUUAAAUUGACCCAACUUAAGUAUUAUCUCUUUGUCAUAUUUUUGGGUAUAUUACUUUUAGUCUGCAUGCAGUUGACCCUUUGAAAGGAGCAAAGCUGCAAACAGAAGUGUGGGUGCUAGUUUUGGAGUGCAAUAGAGUGACUGACUGGAGCUGCAUUGCAUGUGGCUCAGGGGCUUUUGUCACCACGCAUCCUCUUCCCUGGUCAGGCUACCUCUGCUGACAGUAAGUUGAAGAUGGAGUAGGUGCUCCCUGGGAGAGAGCCAUUAGGCUUUUCAUUUCCCCUUGAAAAACUUCAGGAACCCACCUGAUGCAGUGCCAUGAGUGUGUUUUGAUGAAAAAUACUGUAUUUUGUUCCAUGCUGGACUGUACCUGUAACACCCAGCAAAGAUGGGAGCUGCAGAAGUGUAAAGGCCACACAUCCUUUUCCUCCCUGAGGUCAGAAUCUUGCUCAGGAUAAAACCCUUAAGGUUGAGCAAAGCUGGAGCACUCUCAAGUGUAUUGACAAUGCCAGAGUGGCUUCAGUGCUCAUUGUGUUCAUUAAUGGACUUGGGUGGCAUCUCUUUUUCAUGCAGCACAUCUGUGUCUCUUGCUUUCCUUCCCCAAAGAAAACCACAACAGAAUUACUCAUUGCAAACCCCGAAUAGACAUUAUGCAGUAGCAACUGUUGCUACAAGAUUCUUCUUCCAGUUUGAGGGCUGCUUUUGGGGUGUGACCUCUUGCAUUAUCUGUACAGGCACAUAUUUCAAGAGAGCAGGGACUGUGUGAGAUGAUGUGUAAAAGGACCAUGAACAUACUAGUCCUGCUAACAGCUUGCCUUAAAUCACUGAUGCUACAGUGGUUCCUCACUACUGCUGCAGUCCUUUCUAUAGUUAGGUUUUAAAAUCUGACAGGUGCUGGAGGUUGUACAAUUUUAUUUUAAAAAAGCUUUUAUCUUGGCUUAAUUGCACUCUUCAGAUAAGCCCUUUUUGGAUAACAUCAUUUCACACAGAGACAAAAAUAUCAUCCAUCGCUGAUGUUCUUGAUGGAAAGUUGUGGGGGCUUCCCACCUCCCUUCCCUCCCCCCCGUAAAUUAUAUUUGGACUAAAGGUUGCCUGCUGUUGAAUCAGUGUUUUACUUGAAUGUUGCCAUUUUAUGCAGUUACAACUACUGCCUUGUGCUCUUCUCUGGGCCCAUGAAAGGGGAGAUCGUGUGGCCAGGGGUGACAACCCCACAGGAUCAGUGGAGCUGAAGACUGGCUGCUGUUCUUAUACUCCCACAUGUAUUCCAUGUUAGAGGAUGUCACAGAAUACUGCUUAGUAUUUUGAAGUGGUGACUUUUUAAGUCACGCUAAACAUAGUUACCUAUCUUAAAAAUACGCUUGUUUUCUGGUCUGUAUGUUUAAACCAGUCUUUCAAAAAGGAGAUGGUCUGGCAGGAGUGGCUAGAGGGACUUGUGCUGUUAAUUGUUGAUUUACCUGAGGUCCAAGAAACACGGAUGCAAGUGACAGGGUUUGGUCCUGACCCAGCACUGCUGGGGCUUGUACUGGCUGGUCUUGAAGCCAUCACAAGUCCUUGACAGGCUGCCUGGAGGAGAAGGGGCAGCCUGGGAGAACUAGUUGUUGUGGCUGGAUUUCUUGGUGUACUUGAUUGUGGAGCUCAGCCCCAAUUUAGCCUCAAGUCACCCAUUGUGGAAGGAGUGCAUUUCGGUGGUGUUUGGUCCCAGAGAAGUGACCAGUUCUAACUAAGGAGAGAACCUGAGAGAGCAGACCUUGCAUGGCUUCACUGCAUGGCAUGUGAAUACAAGGAGGUGGUUGUGCUCUCACUUCCUCAGCUCACUAGGAGGGUGGGCAGGAUUACAUCUCCUGAGCUUCCUGUCAGGAGUGGUUUUUGCAUUUUCAGACUUACCCACGAGAUAACCACCUAUGAGCCACUUUUCUUGCUCUGGGAAAUGAUGAAUGUAUUGUGUGUCAUGGAGCAGAUCUGUGCUGCCCCUUUCAGACAGCAGGAUCAGAAGUGCUGUGUAAAUGUAAUGCUUGAAACUGGCUGGAGUAAAUUCUGUUUCAUGUAGGAUCUUUUUUUUAAAGGUUUAUGGCUAAAUUUGAAACAGUGACCUAGAGGAAAAGUGGGAGAAGAUGAUGCAUUUACUGAGUCCUGUUUUGUUUGUAGCUUUUAUUAUUAUAUCAAAUUUUGCUCACUGUUGUUGUCUGGAACAGAAUGGAAACAGCAUCUUCUAGAAUGUGCAAUCUAAGGCACAAUGCAAAAUGGGUUGUAACGAGGUUGUCUUUACUUGAUAGCAAUCCUGAGUGCAAUGUUUUUUGUCAUGUCCCUUUUGGAAGAAGCAUUAAGUGCAGUCUGAGCUUUUUCUUAAAAGCAAAGCAUUGGUUUGUCCAUUACUGACUUCUUGUGAAAUUUGUGCCAGAUGUAUAUUAAAUAUUUUGGUGCUUUUUCUAA